GUCCGUGCGUUGUUUCCCACCCCCCUCUUCGCUCUUGGUACGCCCCGGGGGCAGAAUGGCCACAGCGGUGGUGGAAGGCUCCAAUCGAGUUCUCAGGGAGGCCAUGCUGCGUUCCAGGCAGAGCGUGAUGGUCGCGCUUUCCCCUGGCUGCUGGCAGCUCCCGCAAGGAGCAAGGCGUUAUUUGCUAACGGAAGAUAUUGUGCAGUUGCAAGGAUUCCAGCAGCAGAAACUGGCAACCGGAUAUAGAAUAUAUGGUGAAAAAGAUACGUAUUUUAGAACUAUUGAAGAAAAGUUAGCAAAAAAUAGACUGAUUCUCAAAGAUGAUUUGAAAACAUUACUACAUUUGUGCCAGACGAAAGAUGAAGUGGAAUUAGUCAAGAGAGUUAUUUACAGGUAUCAUGCAGAAAACAAAAAUGUGGCCUUUGGAGAGUUCAAAUUUGGCCCACUUUUUAUGAGGCUUUGUUAUGAGCUAGACCUUGAAGCAUCUGCAUUGGAACUAAUUAAAGACCAGGCUCUCCAUGGCUUCUUUUCAGACAGCACAUCAUUCAAUAUUUUGAUGGAUAUGCUGUUUACCAAAGGUCAUUAUGAACGUGCUCUGGAAGUGCUGUUAGAAAUGAAGCAGCAAGGCAUAAAAUUCAACAGAGAAACCUAUUUGCUUGCAUUUGCAAUAUGCUACAAACUGAACAGCUCAGAGUCUUGCAAAAUUUGUACCACACUACUUGAAGAAGCCCAGCUCAAAGGAGAUCAGAUGCUAAGAAGAGCAUACUAUUUUGCAGUCGCAUUUGCUCUAAAACAGAAUGAUGUUGCAAAAGCUCGCUCCUAUUUUUCCCAGAUCAUAAACACAGAAAGUAGGAUAUGCAAUAAUCUGAAACUUCUUCUGCAGGCUGCAUCUGGGGACCUAAAUAACCUUGUUCAGACCUUGGAAAGAGCAGCUGAUCCCAGUACUUCAGAUUUUGUGAAAAAGCCUGAGUUCUGUAUGCACGUGCUGACUACAGUCAGGGAGAAACUGGAAGACAAUCCAGCUCUCUGUAUCUGGUUUGAAGAAAUCUUCGCCAAGCUGCAAGCCUCAGGACAGGUGACCUCUCUGUCUCUUGAUGACUUGCUCUGUCAGAUCCCACAGUCAAAGAGACGCCACUUGCAGCUUCUGAAACAAAAACAUGUGAGUCGACGGACUCUGAAGCCUCUACACUCUGCUCUCCUGGCUGAGUAGAUCCCAUGUUUGGACUAUUCUUUCUCAUACUAGAACUAGAAUCCAAUAAAACGUCUCCUUUGUUUAGAAAA
This is a messenger RNA of Sceloporus undulatus (fence lizard), 1281 nucleotides long. It is a transcript of the gene PTCD2, whose product is annotated as pentatricopeptide repeat domain 2. Gene Ontology annotation, cellular component: mitochondrion. Bases 56 to 1210 code for a protein of 384 amino acids. Gene Ontology annotation, molecular function: protein binding; RNA binding. NCBI's taxonomy places the organism in Eukaryota, Metazoa, Chordata, Lepidosauria, Squamata, Phrynosomatidae. The transcript is spliced from 10 exons. The record is from RefSeq and is a predicted model, not a curated record. Gene Ontology annotation, biological process: regulation of mRNA processing; multicellular organism development; mitochondrion organization.